ACUGGAGUUUGGUUCUCGAGGCGGCGGCAGCAGCGGCGGCGGCUCCGGCGGCUCCUCCUCCUGCGGUGGCGGCGGCGCCCCGGGCCCGAGCCCCGGCUCCGGCUCCCCUCUCCGCCACCCCGCGCGCCCCCUCCUCCCCCGGCGCCGCGGGGAACAUGAAGCUCCGUUCCCGGAGGCCGGCGAGUGAGUGACCCCCGUCCCCCGCCUCAGCCCGCCCGCCCGCUGGCCCGGCCGCUCCCCCCCGCCUCGCCCAGGCAAUGACAGCGGCUCCGGCGUCUCCGCAGCAGAUCAGGGACCGGCUGCUGCAGGCCAUCGACCCCCAGAGCAACAUCCGGAACAUGGUGGCGGUGCUGGAAGUCAUCUCCAGCCUGGAGAAAUACCCCAUUACCAAAGAGGCGCUGGAGGAAACCAGACUCGGGAAGCUCAUCAACGACGUCCGCAAGAAGACCAAGAACGAGGAGCUCGCCAAGCGGGCCAAGAAGCUGCUGCGGAGCUGGCAGAAGCUCAUCGAGCCCGUGCACCAGAAUGAAGCGGCGCUGCGGGGGCUGGCGGGGGCCCCCGGCUCUGCCAAUGGGGGUGCCCAUAACUGCCGGCCGGAGGCGGGGGUGGCCGGCGCACCCAAAAGCAUCCACGACCUGAAGAACCGCAAUGACAUCCAGAGGCUGCCUGGGCAGCGGCUGGACAGGCUGGGCAGCCGCAAGCGCCGGGGGGAUCAGCGCGAUCUUGGCCACCCUGGGCCACCUCCCAAGGUCUCCAAAGCAAGCCAUGACUCUCUGGUCCCCAACUCAUCACCCUUCCCCACCAACGGGAUUGGCGGGAGCCCCGAGAGCUUCCCAGGCUCCCUGGACAGUAGUGGGCACGUGGGCCCCGAGGGCGGCCGCCUAGAUCAUGGUGAGAAUGACAAGCACAGCGGCAAGAUCCCUGUCAAUGCCGUGAGGCCACACACCAGCUCUCCGGGCCUGGGCAAGCCCCCUGGGCCCUGCUUGCAGAGCAAGGCUGUGGUGCUGCAGCAGCUGGACAGGGCGGACGAGACCCCGGGGCCCCCCCACCCCAAGGGGCCUCCUCGCUGCUCCUUCAGCCCCCGGAACUCACGGCACGAGGGCUCUUUUGCACGGCAGCGGAGUCCAUACACACCCAAGGGCUCUGUGCCCAGCCCCUCGCCACGGCCCCAGUCGCUCGAUGCCACGCAGGUGCCAUCACCACUGCCGCUGGCCCAGCCGUCCACCCCUCCCGUGCGGAGGCUGGAGCUGCUGCCCAGUGCUGCUAGCCCAGUGUGCUGGCUAGAGCAGCCCGAGGGCCACCAGCGGCUGGUGGGGCCAGGCUGCAAGGCGGGGCCGCCCCAGGCUGAGCCCCUCCUGCCCAGGGCUGGCUUCUCCCCGGACUCCUCCAGGGCUGACAGUGACGCAGCCUCGUCUGGUGGCUCGGACAGCAAAAAGAAGAAGAGGUACCGGCCGCGUGACUACACGGUGAACUUGGACGGCCAGGGGGCCGAGGCAGGUGUCAAGCCUGUCCGGUUAAAAGAGCGGAAGCUCACCUUUGACCCCAUGACAAGACAGAUCAAACCUCUGACCCAGAAAGAGCCAGUACGGGCCGAGAGCCCAGUGCACACGGAGCAGCCGAGGACAGAGCUGGACCAGCCUGAGGCCAAGGCCAGCCUGCAGAGCCCCUUUGAGCAGACGAACUGGAAGGAGCUGUCGCGCAAUGAGAUCAUCCAGUCCUACCUGAGCCGGCAGAGCAGCCUGCUGUCGUCAUCGGGCGCGCAGACCCCGGGCGCCCACCACUUCAUGGCUGAGUACCUGAAGCAGGAGGAGAGCACCCGGCGUGGGGCCAGGACGCCGCACGUGCUGCUGCCUCCGGGGCCACCCACUGACCUCCCGGGGCUGAGCCGCCAGGUCACGCAGGACGAUCUGGACAGAAUGCAGGCCCGCCAGUGGCCAGGGGUGAACGGGUGUCAGGACACACAGGGUAACUGGUAUGACUGGACGCAGUGCAUAUCGCUCGACCCGCACGGCGACGACGGGCGGUUGAACAUUCUGCCUUAUGUCUGCUUGGACUGACGGGCCCUCGGCCUCUAAGUGCAUUCCCACCUCGCAGUUAGCGGGCGGGGGGUGGCCGGGGCCUGGGAGCCUCCAGUGGUGGGGAGCACGGCCAGGGUGGGGGGGCGGGGGCGGGAGUCUCGGUCACUCCAUGCUCUUCCCUCUAAAUUCUCCUUCUUUUGUGAAAUGCUGCUACCAGUUUACUAACAAAAUUACAAAGGAAGGACCGUGUGGAAGGAAGGCCGGCAAAGUGAGUUCAGAACUCUAUAGCAGACCAGCUAUAAAAAGCGUCAGUCCCCCACCCUGGAAGCGGUGCGGACACUUCCCAGCACCGGUGUGCUGGGACGUCAGUUGCAGGCAGGCACAGAAAACCUGUGGGAGAGGUUACCUUUAACAGAAGCACGCAUCUCAUCUGUGUUUUCUGUUCUUUCAUUUGGCCCCGAGUGUCUGAGGCUGUGGGCACCACCACAGCCUGUGUUUGCACCCCACCAGGCCAGUGUUUCCGUCACGGUGCCAGAAGCUUCUCGGCUGUAGUAAGCUGCUGGCGUUGGGCGGGCCACCUGGCCAGCUAGUUUGACCCACACUCCACGGGCAUCCACACAUUCGUAUCUGGUUUCAGUUCAGACCCAAUUUUUAAAGAAAUGCUGCAAAAACUUAAGUUUUCUAGAGUUUAUUUUAUUCCCCUCUUCCAUCUCACCAUCAGCCAAAUAAUUUUCCUUUCUCCCUUUCCAUUUCCCCUUCCUGCACAUAUCUAGAAAACUUCACCUUUCUAGAGUCCCAUCCCCAAAACACAGUUCCCACAGGUGCUACUGGUUUGUAUGCUGUACUGUUGGCGAGGAGACCCGUCUGUGCGCUGGAAACACUCAUGACCAUUCCUUUAGAUUCGUUUGCCUUAUGGUUAUUGUCAUAACGCGAUUUGCAAAAACAAGGAGCCUUAGUGAAUGUACAGUACCUAGACUUCUGUGUUCUCAGGAUGCAGAAGGGAGCAACUUUGCUAUUUGGUCCAAUAAGUGGACACCUUGUGAUAUAAAUGUGGAAAUAAAAAAAAAAAAAAACCAUUUGCACAAACCAGUCUGAGAAUCGUUUCUAAUUUGGUCCUUGACAGCCAAAUCAACUCUUUCUGAUUUCUGGGUGAGCCAGAAAGACCUGCACCCCCUAUCUAGACUGCAGGAAGGCAGGCAGGCAAAGUGACCAAGUCAGCCUGUUAGCAUUCUGCGUGGGCAAGGACCUCUACUUGCCUUUCAUCCUUUCAGGGCCACAUGUUGCCUCUCCCACCUCCAAGGUCACCUGCUAGCUUUGGGUGACAGAGACCAAGGGUCCACAUCAAGGAAUCUUAUCCUGUCUCCAGGCCUCACCUGCCCCGGAGAGAGCGGCCCUCCCAAGCAGGCUCAGUGGCCUACGUCUCGGUGACCUCGUUUUGCCCCCUAAGGUGUUUGUAGUUUUUACAUGGCGUGGGGCAGAGCCCUGUCUAGCAGCCUAUCCCUUGGCUCUGGCCCCAGACUGCCAGCUUCCUAUGCAGAAGGGAGCAAAAAAAUAACUUCUUCCUUGACUAUAAAGUCAUUGUUUCAUUCUCCCCCCUUGUCUCUGGAACCAUAAGCUGACUUUGAUUUUCUAGAUUUUUUCACUCCGGAAUGUGUCCUCUUGGACAUACCUACUCAAUUUCACAGAUGAGGAAGCAGCUGCCUCUUAAGAGGAGCAGCCCCACAGGGCAAACCAAGGGGUCCAGGGACCUUCAGUCAGGCCAGAGCCAGUGGGGGUCUGACAUAGCCUUGCGCAGGACACCCUCCCCAAGAAGAGGGCUGUGGAUGAAGUGGCUUUGAGGGCAGUCAGUUUGAACGUUGGCCUUGCCAUCUACCAGCUGUGUGGCUAAUCACUUCUGAGUACGUGUCCCCAUUUGGGACAUGCAAAUGCUUACUCCAGAGUUGUGAGGACUAAAAAGAUCAAAGUUUAAAAACAAGUCAGUGGAACCAUCUGUGCUGUGGAGUAUCUAGUUCUUUUCCUAACUCCACCUGCCUGUUUUCUCCCCCUUAAUGUGGCCAGCCCUGCUGCUGUGUGGUGUCCAAGAAAGUGACAUUAGUGACAAAGAGUGGUUGGCACAGCUGGGAGAUUUAGCGUGCAGGUUGGUGUCCUAUGAACACCUCCUUUCCUCAGAUCUGGGUUUUGGGACAGGUCUCUGCUCCCUGCCCCACCUGCAGGGACCACCUCUCCUGUCUGAGUACCCAGUAAGUUCCAGGGUAGAUACUGCCUACUUUUAAGAACUCAAGUUUAAGCUAAGGUUUCCCUCCAACAUUUUGCAGAUCAAUGGUUGCCACUUUAUAAUUUGCCACUGUAAAAUAAUUUUAACACCCUCUUCCCUCCCAAAAGUUGUUCGUACAUGACUUAGAGCACAUGAAAGAUCAUCUUGCUGAAAACACCGCUUGGUUUCUCCGCUGGGGCCUGGGACUGCUCCAACCAGGCUGGUCCUGGGGCGCCAGCAGUCGGGGGCGGCACCUUCCCCUCCCGCAGAGCCCUGCACACAGUACCCGAGGAGGCUGCUAUGUCUGAGCUUCGGUCUGUCCGUCUGUGAAAUGGAGAGGGUCAUACCUACCGCACAGAGCACGUCGCGGCGGUUCCCAGGACGUGCUCCCGAUGACCGACCACGGGAGUCCGCUCCCGGUUUCAGAAAGAAUUUAGCUUUUCACAAUUUGGUCUUUCACCCUCGGUGAAAGAUCCUUCACCUCCGCUGCCGCCUGCCCAUCAGUAAUCUGGUGGAGGGCGCCCGUGUAGCGCGGACGUCGAGGCGUGGCCUGCGAGCUCGACGGCCGGCUCAUUAAGGCCGGCGCGGCGGGGCCCUGGCUCCCGGCGCCCGGCCAGCCCACCCAGCCCACCACUCUGCAGACCCGUUCAAUUCUCAG
Rhinolophus ferrumequinum (greater horseshoe bat) is the source of this 4930-nucleotide messenger RNA. RefSeq names its product mediator complex subunit 26 (gene MED26). Gene Ontology annotation, molecular function: transcription coregulator activity. Bases 258 to 2057 code for a protein of 599 amino acids. The record is from RefSeq and is a predicted model, not a curated record. Gene Ontology annotation, cellular component: core mediator complex; mediator complex; nucleus. Lineage: Eukaryota; Metazoa; Chordata; Mammalia; Chiroptera; Rhinolophidae. The transcript has 3 exons. Gene Ontology annotation, biological process: regulation of transcription by RNA polymerase II; positive regulation of gene expression.